AUGUCGUUUAAGUGUUCCUCUUCGUGCUCCAUAUGCAAGAGGCGCCAUCAUGCGCUACUACAUCGAGAUCAGGAACCGUCGAAAUCCGCUCCUCCGGCUGCCAUAUUAGGCCGCCAACAAGAUCCAACGGUCUUGCUCGGGACCUCUUUGGUACAUGUACGAGAUACAAUUGGCAGUUGCCAGACCGUGCGUGCUCUGAUCAAUUCGGCUUCGCAGAUCAGUGCAAUCACAUCGGCUUGCUGUAACCGUUUGGGAUUACAGCCCUCGCGAUGGACAGUACCUGUGACUGGUCUUUCCGGCCAGAAGGUUCCGGAUGUGCAGGGUAUUGUUCAGCUGACGAUCCACCCAAGGGAUAAGCCAACGCCAGCGAUCCAGGUCAAGCCUUGGGUACUCUCUACCAUCACGUCAGAUAUGCCAGCUCGACAACUGACAGUUCAGGUACGAGCCAAAUGCAGCCACCUGAUGUUGGCCGACCCAAGCUUCGAUGAGCCAGCUCCAGUUGACUUCAUUGGCGCGGAUAUAUUUCCCCAAGUAUGGAAGAACAAGUGCAGCUCGCUGGGUCCAGGUUUCCCUUCCGUUUACAGCUCAGUAUUUGGUUGGGUGCUAAUUGGUCCCGUUCAGGAGCACCCAGAUAUUGGCGCACAAGCCAUGUUGGUGUCUCUAGUAUCGUCCAUGGAAUCCAUCAUGGAAAGGUUUUGGAAGGUGGAGGAACCUGAAGCUGCUCCGCCUCAGUUCACCGAAGACGGAUUGUGUGAAGAACUGUUCAAUUCAGAGAUGCGCAGGGAUUCCCGAGGUUGGUUCGCGGUCGCCCAGUUAAAGAUUUUCCGGGUUCACGACAAGUGGCGUUAA
Messenger RNA from Macrosiphum euphorbiae (potato aphid), 849 nucleotides. The record is from the annotation of a GenBank genome assembly. Lineage: Eukaryota; Metazoa; Arthropoda; Insecta; Hemiptera; Aphididae.